Molecule: messenger RNA, 1151 nt
Organism: Lucilia sericata (common green bottle fly)
Lineage: Eukaryota; Metazoa; Arthropoda; Insecta; Diptera; Calliphoridae
Gene: Jhbp6
Product: circadian clock-controlled protein daywake
Exons: 6
Coding region: 554-988 (144 amino acids)
Source: RefSeq, a predicted model, not a curated record
AGUUGCUGCUGUCUUAAAUUUUUAUUUUAUUUAUUUAGUUUUUUCAAUCACAACUUGGCAAAGUUUUAUUUCAGUUAACUGGCGGCGUUUUUGGUGUAAAGUUUAUUAUUAAAUAAAGUUCUUAAGAAAAUAAUAAAAACAACAAAUUAAAGAUUUUUGCAAUAAUGGCAUUGAAUUUUUAUUAUAUUAUUGCUGUUGUGUUUUUCUUAAGCCUUCGGGAUUAUGUGAAAAGUGAAGAUAAAUUUUUAACAGAUUCGCCAGAUACAUCAAAGGUUGUCAGAUUGCUGAUAAGAACUUCACCCAAUGUUCUACUGAAAGUAUACAAAAGCUAUUUGAUAAACUAAAUGGAGGCAUUCCCGGUUUGGAUAGCAUCAAAAGUUUCGAUCCAUUCUACUUGAAUCGCAUUAAAAUUACCCAAGGCAAUAGUCAGGCGAUUAACUUGAAAGUCGAACUAUCAAAUGUAAAAAUUAUAGGUUUUGGUCAUACCAAUGUGUUGGAGAGUGCAGUCUCUUCCAAAGAUUUUAGUUGGAAAACUACUUUCGUUUUACCAGUAAUGAAAUUACAGGGAGAUUACAGUCUGUUUGGCAGAAUAUUGUUGAUACCCUUGAAUGGUAGAGGUGAAGUUUUUUUGGAUGCGGAAAACAUGACUGUGGUAAUGCAUACCAAGACCAGAUUGUACGAAAAGGGAGGAUUUACUUUUUACAAUGUUACCAGCACCCAUGUGGACUUUAAAUUGGAGGGUCUAAAAUCGUAUUUCUCUAAUCUUUUCAAUGGACAAAAGCAAUUGGAGGACAGCACUAAUAAAUUCUUCAAUGACAACUGGCGCAUGUUAACCGAUGCUUUAUAUACCGUCAUCACCCAAACCAUCCAGGAUAUUUUACUAGAUGUUUUGAGAAAAAUUUUCCACUUCAUACCGGCCAAUUUCUUUGUCACCGAUAUACCCACCUCAGAGCAGUUGUAUGGUAAAGCAAAACCUAAAAAAUCUUAAUUAAUAGUUAUUCUUAUCAAUUGUUAAACAAAUGUAAAUAUUUAAGCAUUUUAUUGCAAUAAAGUGUUAAAGUAAUAUUAAGUAAUCUAUAGAUUGUUGGCAGAUUGUGUAAUGUAUAUAUAAUGUAAAUAUUUCGUUAAAUAAAAUUCGUUAAAUUACUUAA